This is a messenger RNA of Oncorhynchus keta (chum salmon), 2271 nucleotides long. RefSeq names its product DNA replication factor Cdt1-like. Bases 476 to 2239 code for a protein of 587 amino acids. Gene Ontology annotation, molecular function: DNA binding; DNA polymerase binding. Gene Ontology annotation, biological process: regulation of DNA-templated DNA replication initiation; mitotic cell cycle; DNA replication checkpoint signaling. Gene Ontology annotation, cellular component: nucleus. The record is from RefSeq and is a predicted model, not a curated record. The transcript has 8 exons. NCBI's taxonomy places the organism in Eukaryota, Metazoa, Chordata, Actinopteri, Salmoniformes, Salmonidae.
UACUUCACGUUGUCAUCCGGGAGAACCGAGCAACUGGCUCGCGCGGUAAUGUCCAGAUGCGAUACAGCUCUUGUCAAAUUGAUGUAUAAAAAAAAUGUUUUCGAAUGUUUGCUAAUCCUAACUCUUUUCCUAACCUUUAACCAUAAUCUCCAAACCUACUUUAAUGCUCCUAACAUACUGCGUAAAUGAUCCUGAACCUGCUACGGCUCAACUCUAACGCAAUCAACGCUAAUCAUGAAUAUAAUCCCAUCAAUCACACAACAGUUUCUAACUACAUACUGUACUGUCAUUUGAGACAAGCCUUAUCACAACUGAUUCGUUCAAAAAAGGUGAGGUACUGACCAAUCAUUAAACAAAUCUAUUUGAAACGGGGCGGGAGGAGGCUUUGUGAAGGUCCAUUUCGUGUCCAUUUCGCGCGAAAGUGUGUUGAUGUUCUGGUCAUAGAGACUUUGAUCAAGCCUGCAUAUAUACCUCGAUGGCUGAAGCUGCUGAGUUUGAAUUUUAUCGUUCGUCUUUCCUGACCAGAAGAGAAUUGUGUGGUUCUAGAUUUGACAUCAUUAUGUCUCAGGCGCGGGUCACCGAUUUUUACGUCCAGAGAAAGAAAGAUGCUAGUGGGGCUGCGCAUGGUGAUGGCAAUUUAACCCAAAUUGUGGACACUGUAACAAGUCAUCCCAGCACAAUAUCAACUCGGUCGAAAAGCAAGAAUGCAGCAUCUACAACAAAUGUUGAAAACAGUGUACAAGAGGAGUUUUGGAGGGUUAUUGACGAGGCGACUUCGGUCAAUAAGGUGGAGAGCGUGUCUCCUGUGCUGGCGAGGACUAACUCGGAAAAACAAACCCUUUUCUCCAGCCCUCGUACUCCCAAGAGGACUUCUACAGAUGCUGAGUUCGAUCUUGGAUCAGCUGUAUUUUCAGCCACUGCUGACCAUAAAAUCGCAAAGAAGCGUCUUCGGAUCGAGGCAAGAAAACAUGGCAUCGCUGCAGGGACAAGUCCUGGGCCGGUUAAAGUUGUGAAGAAGGAGGUCAGGAAGAAAUUGAUUCUCUUCGAAGAUGACGAAAAGGCAACCCAGCCUCUGGCUAAAGAUGUCCUGCAGGUACCCUAUUCACUACCUGUUGAUAAAGAAUCAAAGAAUUUAGUCAAUUGCAGUGCCAACCAUUCUCCAACGGGCAAACCACAUGUUCAGGGCAGCUCAAAACCAAAAGAGGGGCACAAGACUUUCUCCAAAGAGGAUGUUGUAGCACUCAAGUUCCAACUUCAGAAGAUCAAGGACCAGACACGGAAAGCUGAGAACCUGCCCUCUACGGCCACAGGGUCUACUGCCCCAGACCUGAAGACAAAGCUAGCCCGUGUCAAAGAGCUUGCUGCUAAGGCACAACAUCGGAAGGCGGAGAGGUUGGCAGAGGCCAGAUCUACUGAGGACAAUAAUUGCCCAAUAACCGAGGAUGGAGAUAAGCUCCCAGCCUAUCAGCGGUACCAUACUCUUGCCCAGGAUACUCCCCCUGGCCUCACCCUGCCCUUCAAGUACAAAAUGCUUGCUGGAAUGUUCCGUAGCAUGGACACCAUAGUGGGAAUGCUUUUCAACCGCUCAGAGACUGUUACCUUUGCCAAAGUGAAGCAGGGUGUCCAGGACAUGAUGCACAAGCGUUUUGAAGAGACCCAUGUGGGCCAGAUUAAGACGGUCUAUCCUACUGCCUACCAUUUCCGUCAGGAGAGAAACAUUCCUACCUUCAGUGCUACAGUGAAGAAGUCUAGCUACCAGCUCACAGUGGAGCCUGUCAUUGAAGCUGAUAAGAGCAAGGCAGUGCUGGCUGCUUCCCGCCUGUUAGAGAGGCGACGUAUCUUCCACCAAAACCUAAUCAACAUUGUGAAAGGGCAUCAUAAGGCGUUCCUUGCCAAGUUGAAUCCUCCUAUUAGAGUCCCAGAUGACAAGCUUACUCGCUGGCACCCUCGCUUCAAUGUGGAUGAGGUGCCCAAUGUCCUGCCCGGUGAGCUACCCCAGCCUCCACGGGGAGCUGAGAAGCUAAGCACUGCCCAGGAGGUUCUGGACAAGGCCCGCUCCAUGAUGACCCCCAAGGUGGAGAAAGCACUGGCCAACAUGGUUCUGAAGACCGCAGAGAUGGUCUGUGUAAAAGAGCAAGAGCCUGUUCCACAAACUCCCGUAGCUCCUGCUGAAACUAACAGUGCCCUCAAAGGAGUGUCUCAGUCCCUGCUGGAGAGGGUAGGUCACCUUCCUGUUUGACUUAGGACACAUAAAUGUGUGUAUGUAGUACU